Molecule: messenger RNA, 2688 nt
Organism: Recurvomyces mirabilis
Lineage: Eukaryota; Fungi; Ascomycota; Dothideomycetes; Mycosphaerellales; Teratosphaeriaceae
Exons: 2
Coding region: 1-2688 (895 amino acids)
Cellular component (GO): cell septum; cell periphery
Molecular function (GO): chitin synthase activity
Source: RefSeq, a predicted model, not a curated record
AUGGACUCCUCACUCAGUAUCAAGUCAUGGCCAGUCAAAGACAUAGUCUACGUCGGCAUAGUCGGCACGGUCAUGGCCGCCGCCCUUCUCGAAUGGAUCCUCUGGCUACUGGCAUUCCUCUACUGUCUCUGCAAAGUCUUUCAGAAAGCAGACAAAGGCAUGCGCUGGAGCACCCGGAUCUUGGCAGUCGUCAACAUGGUCUUCUUCAUAGCUAUGCGCUGUGUCUUUCUUCCCGUCAUGCUGGUUACACUGCCAUUGCCGCCCCAGAUCACGCAGUGCUUCCCACCUGAUGUGGUGGAUGUGUUACAGCUGUUUGCUUUCUGGGCUUUCGCAGGGUUGUUGACCGUGCCGUGGCUGUUUUGUGUAUACUCGCUCAUCACGCAUGAUGUGGGACGAACGAGGAAGGUCAAGACGGUCUUGGACGAGUAUACGGCGCCAAAGGUCGUGAUUAUCAUGCCAUGCUACAAUGAGCAGCCAGAUGUGCUGCUCAGAACAGUCGACAGUAUCGUGGACUGCGAAUACCCGCCAUCAUGCAUGCACGUCUUCCUUUCGUUCGACGGCGACAAGGAGAAUGAUCUCUACACCGGCACAAUCGAGAAGCUCGGUGUACCACUGACGCUUGACACCUAUCCCAAAAGUAUCGAUAUAUCAUAUCGCAACUGCAGGGUCACCGUAAGUAGGUUCCCGCAUGGUGGCAAACGGAGCUGCCAGAAGAAGACUUUCAAGCUCAUCGACCGUAUAUAUGCCGAGUACCUGCGGCGGAACGACAAUCUCUUCCUCCUCUUCAUCGACUCCGACUGCAUCCUAGACCGCGUCUGCAUCCAAAACUUCAUGUACGAAAUGGAAUUGCGCCCCACCACCUCAAAAACCAAGCCCAUGCUAGCCAUGACGGGCGUGAUAACCUCCACAACGCCAAAGAACACCAUCAUCACUCUCCUCCAAGACAUGGAAUACAUCCACGGCCAACUCUUCGAGCGCUCCGUCGAAAGCACGUGUGGCGCCGUGACCUGUCUCCCCGGCGCCCUGACGAUGCUACGCUUCUCCGCCUUCCGCAAAAUGGCUAAGUACUAUUUUGCCGACAAAGCAGAACAAUGCAAUGAUCUCUUCGACUACUGGAAGUGCCACUUGGGUGAGGAUAGGUGGCUCACUCACCUGUUCAUGGUUGGAGCGAAGGAGAGGUAUCAGAUUCAGAUGAAUACGGGGGCGUUCUGUAAGACUGAGGCGGUGCAGGAUUUUCGGAAUUUGCUGAAGCAGAGAAGGAGGUGGUUCUUGGGGUUUAUUACGAAUGAGGUUUGCAUGCUUACGGAUUGGAGACUGUGGAGGCGGUAUCCAUUGUUGCUUCUUAUCAGGAUGGCGCAGAAUACCAUCAGGACGACUGCGUUGCUGUUCUUCAUUAUGGUCAUCUCGAUCAUGACGACAGAGCAGAAGGUGGCGAACCUGCCUUAUGGAUUCAUUGCGGUAUCUCUUGGCCUCAAUUGGCUCCUAAUGAUCUUCUUCGGUCUCAAACUGGGCCGCUACAAAGUCAUGCUCUACCCGCUAAUGUUCGUCCUCAAUCCAUUUAUGAACUGGCUGUACAUGACUUAUGGCAUCUUCACCUCCGCCCAGCGUACUUGGGGCGGCCCACGUGCCGACGCUGGAGUCGCGGAUAAAGAUACUAGCCCCGCCCAGGUCAUCGAGCACGCUAAGGCUAUGGGUGAUGAGCUCAAUGUCGUGCCAGAGAGCUUCCGGCCUGCCCUGGAGGCGAAGGCUAGGGACAGAGGCAUGCCUGGUCAAGCGCCAUUACUGCCAGGCUUCGACAUAUAUGGGCGUUUUGCGCCAGCCGAGAUGCUCCCUGGGGGCUGGUAUCGACAUGGCAAUAACUCGGUCCAGCUUGAGCGUGCUCCUUGGGCGAUUGAGGAGAAUAUGCCAUAUGCGCACCGUGGAUAUACCGGACGAGAUAGCUUCGACUCGAUACAAUCAGAUACCUCGAUCUUCGUGCCGAAGAGAGUGGAGAGCAUCUUUGACGAUCCUAGGGACGCUCUAGCAUACCAUGCGCGAAGGGAACAACAACGGCCACCAGGUGGCGCACAUCUGGAGAACGCUGGUGCCUUUGAGAUGGGUCCCUACCAAAGCCUCGUGCAAGGCCGUCGAGCUUCCUUCGACUCGAUAGAUUCAGUGCCGCUGCACUUCAACAUUCCUCCACCCCCACGGCAACAAACAUCAGGGUUCCGGCCAUCUAAGCCUCGAGGCCGCAGCCCCGGCCCAUCAGAAAUCCCACGACUUGGGCCACUUCCUCCGCUGACACCCCUCACGAUCCCGAGCUCAGCCUACCACCGCCCACGCCUAGCAAAGGCCGAAAGCAGUCCAGGCAGCAUCACAAACAUCGGCCGAUCCCCUCUAGCUCGCAAGAGCUUCACACGACUAGCCAGCCCGCCAUUGUCAAACAGACCACCAGCUCAGAUCCCAGCUCUGCCUUUAAACGCCACGACGAUCGUACAACAGCACGAACAACAGCGCGAGCCGGACGAGCCUGGAGAGCCAAUGUCCGCCACCGAAGUCUUGGCGUUAGAGAGGGAGUCAGCUAGACGAGCUUCGAAGGAAGCUGAGAGGAGAGGGAGGAGAGGAAGAUCGAUGGAUAGUGAGAUGGAGAGACGACGGCCGAGGAAAUUGAGUAAGCGGCCUCGAGGUAGCAGUCGGUCGGGGGAGUAG